AUUCCUCCGUGAAUCGGUCACACAGCGAUUCCUCUUAAUGACUUUGGAUGUUUCCUGUUUGUUUGGUUUCCGACGAAGUAACUUAAAGAGCAUAAAGUCAAAGCUACAGCGAUUAUGAAGACGUUUCACCAACUGGCAGCGUUUCGGGUUACAGUAAACAAACGCACUCUUCGUAAAGUCGACUCGCGCUGCAUUCUGGGUAAUGUAGGCCCUGGUCACCAGACGCAGGCACACAAACACUCCUGAUGUGAAGCCGGUCGAACAACAUUCUUUAACCGAGACUGGAAAUGUGUUCGUGUUGAUGCAAAGUGAAGAGAGCAGGAAGUCAAACUCCUUUUUCUCCUCGGACGGACAGGAACCGGAGCAGCGAUGGCUGACGUGACCGAAGUGAUAACACGGUGUGACUUCACGACACGUUCCCUCCACAGAGCACGUGAGCGUGGUCUUCAAGGUGUACUGCCUGACGGUGAUGACGGUGGUGGCGGCGACGUACACGGUGGCCCUGCGGUACACCAGGAUCAGCGCGUCGGAGCUGUACUUCUCCACGACCGCAGUGUGCCUCACCGAGGUCGUUAAAUUAAUACUGAGUCUGGGGAUGCUGUCAAAAGAAACAGGAAGUCCCGUCAGACUGAAGAACGCUUUAGUGGAACAUGUAUUAUGCAGCCCAAAAGAACUGCUGAAGCUGAGCGUGCCCUCCGUCGUGUAUGCGGUUCAGAAUAACAUGGCCUUUCUGGCCUUGAGUAAUCUUGAUGCACCAGUUUAUCAGUUGACCUAUCAGCUGAAGAUCCCGUGCACUGCCUUGUGUACCGUCCUCAUGCUGAACCGCUCUCUCAGCCGGCUGCAGUGGUUCUCUGUCUUCAUGCUCUGUGGGGGCGUAACACUCGUCCAAUGGAAGGCUGCGGAGGCCACUAAGGUUCAGAUCGAGCAAAAUCCUUUCGUUGGGUUCGUCGCCAUCGCUAUUGCUGUCAUUUGUUCCGGGUUUGCAGGUGUGUACUUUGAGAAGGUAUUGAAGAGCUCAGACACGUCUCUGUGGGUGAGAAACAUCCAGAUGUACCUGUCCGGUAUUGUGGUCACACUGAUCGGUGUUUUCAUAGCCGAUGGCAAGGAGGUCCUGGAGAAAGGUUUCUUGUUCGGCUACACGCCCUGGGUGUGCUUCGUAGUAUUCUUGGCCAGUGUGGGCGGUCUUUACACGUCGGUGGUCGUGAAGUACACAGACAACAUCAUGAAAGGCUUCUCCGCUGCAGCCGCCAUCAUUCUCUCAACAGUGGCGUCUGUCGUCAUGUUUGGACUACAGAUAACGGUCUCAUUUGCCUCUGGAGCACUCCUGGUGUGUGUUUCCAUCUACCUGUACGGACUUCCAAAGCAAGACACAUCGAAGCUGAGCCGGGAAGAUACAGACAGGGAAUCCAAACGGAGGCUGAUCACUGUGUGAGCCGCCGACCUGCAGCAGAGUCUCUCUCGCUGGUCGACCCGUCUGUGUUGUGGGUGGGUCACUUUUUCUAGCCACCUAGAAGAGCUCCUGCCCCUUGGGAGCCAAAUGAACACUCGGUUGAGUCGUCUUUGUUUUCACUUCAGCGUAUCGACGACAACUUCUGAUCCAUUUCAAUCUAGAUACGAGCAAUUUUUCAGUCGAUAAGAAAAGAAAACACAUUUGAUUUUAUACAGUUCUUUAUAGAUGUUUAAAGUUUGUAAAUGUUACGAUGCAAUCUUGCCAUGCUGGAGCAACAAGCAGUAACAGGACUUUGUUACUCUUUCGAUGCCUCCAUAUAUCCGUUCUAAGGGGAGUAUGUAUGAAUAUCACAACUUCUUAUCGUGUAGUUUGUUUUUUCAAUAUUUAGUCUGUUUUACACUGUGAAAUGUUAUUGUCCUACGUUCAUAUCAUCGUGUGAAUUCUGAAUGCAGAACAUACUGAGAAGGAUCAAAAUGUGAUUGAGUUUAUAUCUCCAGUGUCAUGAAUCCUUUGGAUCGCAUCUGUCGCCUUCAGUUUUAAAAGUCACUCGCAAAGCUUUCAUUAAAACCGACUGUAAACGUGGUAAAAGCAACAUGAGCAUUUAACAUGUACGACAUGUUACAUGAUUGUUCCGCACUGUAAGAAAAAUCAGAUUCCCGUUGUACUCGUGUAACCUGUAAACUGGCUUUGAUGCGUGAGUGGGAAAUACCUGAGACAAUAGAAGGGAAUGCUCCUGCGACUUCAAUUGAGGAAGAUGGUAUUUUACUUUGAAAUUGUAUUCAAAGUAACAAAUAAAUUAAAGCAGUUGGUACCUACA
Molecule: messenger RNA, 2267 nt
Organism: Pseudoliparis swirei
Lineage: Eukaryota; Metazoa; Chordata; Actinopteri; Perciformes; Liparidae
Gene: slc35a1
Product: solute carrier family 35 member A1
Exons: 8
Coding region: 470-1432 (320 amino acids)
Biological process (GO): pyrimidine nucleotide-sugar transmembrane transport
Cellular component (GO): Golgi membrane
Molecular function (GO): pyrimidine nucleotide-sugar transmembrane transporter activity
Source: RefSeq, a predicted model, not a curated record